Messenger RNA from Symbiodinium sp. CCMP2456, 2367 nucleotides. The record is from the annotation of a GenBank genome assembly. Lineage: Eukaryota; Dinophyceae; Suessiales; Symbiodiniaceae.
AUGGGCCUGUCGGAUGAGGAUGCCAAGAAGGUCCUCCGGGCCGUUUUCAAUGGGCGAGAGAAGACCACUUACGAGUCUGUGACUGAUGCAAUACUGACACUGACCAGUGUCACGGAGAGCAACCUUGAAACAAUGAUCGGGCGAGUUUCGCUGUUCAAGAGGGCAUUCCGCAAGAUCGACGUCGACGGCAAUUCGAAGUUGAGCUUUGGAGAGAUCGUUGGAAUGAUGGAUUCUCUGCAAAUGGAGAAGAAGUUUGCUGCUGACGUAUUCUCUUUCUUGGAUGCAGAUGAUUCCGGUGAGAUUACCUGGCAAGAGUUCGUCCGCGGUGUCAGCGAUGCUCAGUUUCAUGUACGCUUUCCGCAGAUUACGCUGGAAGCCUUGGUGGCCUUGCCUUCCAGCCUAGCGCGGGACAGGCUUGUCAGCGCAGAAGAGGAGGCUGAAGCAGUCAAAAACCUCCCGGCCGUGGAAAAGACGCUGUAUUGGUUGCUGUCUUUGAUGUAUGGUCGGUCUUCCCCGAACCGUAUAGCUCCAAUGGAGGAGGAGGAGGACCUGAGCAGUGGCCCCAGGCUACAGGAUUCCCAGGAUUCCGAGCCGCUGCCUGGCAUGAAGUUGCCAUGGUUCGCAUCUGAAAGAUCGGAAAAGAAGGAUGCGAAUGAACUCAGCCCCAGCUGCAGCUCGAGUGAUUCAGAGCUGACGGCAACGACCAGUGAAUCAUCCCAUGCACCCACGGAGCAUGACGUGACAGCGCCGUGGCCAGACUCACCAUACGCCGUGAAGUCGCGCAAGGAGCGAGAUGUCGUGGUGAUUACAAGGAAGCAGCCGAAGAACCCCGACAAGGACGCAGCCGAAGCAUCCCGAUCCUUGGCAGUGCUUGAUGUGGUGGUCAGGCUGCAAGGUAUCGUGUUUCAGUCGAACAAGCCGCCGAAGGCGACGAUGAAGACCAUGUCCAUCAAGGAUGCCGUCACCACGAUGCGUGAGAUGGAGGUGGAGGACAGCAAAGCUCAUGUUCUCACGGAGGAAAAGAGGAGAGCACUCUGGCGCUGUUCACAUGGCGCAGUUCUCGCCGGCGUGAUUGCGGGAGUUGGUGCUGCAUUCUUCGCACAGGCGCUUAACGAUCUGACCGCAACCAUGGUCGAUGAGGAGGAAGACUGGCUAGCCUUCAACAGCAUCGCCGGCAGCUUUUCUCUGAUAUGGUCAUUGGCCGAGAUGGUCGUUUGCUGCAUCGCCGCCCUUGUUGCAGCCGUCAGGAUGACCCGCAUAUGUGGCAUCACGCUGGUGCCCAUGGACCAGGAGCGUGCGAUGCUUGCAGGAUCACUUGCACGUGCAGCCUUGGAGCUGGGGCAUCCCAAGGUUCGAACCUUUGGGAUUGACCCUCACAAGCGAGCCAGCAAAUUUCUCCUGCUCCUCUAUGCCUUGAUCUAUAUGGGCAGCCGUGGUGUCACCAAGUUUAUCAUCAAGCUGAUUGUCAAGAAGGUCGCACCUCGGACAUUGCUGAAAUUCGCAGAGAUGGCUCCUUUGGUGAUCGAGAUUCUUAUCAAUGUCAUGUUCAAUUCUGUGACGGUCAGGUACGCCAUGAAUGAGGUCAUGGUCUGCACGCUCGGCCCCUCUGCAACCGUAGAGGUGAUGAGCCAGCUCAUAAAAGCGCAUCGGGAGAGUGCUGUGGAAGAACCUUUGUCUGAUGAGCUGAAGUGCUUGGCUCUGCGAGCCGUAGGCGUCUCCAUCACUUACAAGAUGCAGAUGCAUCCCAACAGCCGGUGUUUGCUGAACCACAUCGUCAACCUCUUCAUAGAUGAUGGCUUUGUGAGUCGGGCCAAAAAGGAGUACGGCCAAAGACUGGAAGUGGCGAAGCUAAAGCGAAAAGCCACCAAGUCCUUCUUGACCCUGCCGAGCAGCAAGGCACAUUGCCGGGCGACAUCGCGCAACCUCUAUUCUGGCGGUGGCUGCUGGAGUCGCUGGUUUCGCGCCAAAGCACAGCCAGAGAAGCCCCAGGAGUCGCUCUACGAGGAGCUGGCGGAACUGGGCUUGGACGACGAAGACUUGUUCUUCGACGGCUUAGCAGGAUUAGAGCAUCGGGAUGCUCUCUUUGCCUGCUCCAUGCUGCUGUUGGCACUCAUGCUGGAUGGUCGCGUUGGAAAGUCAGACUGGACGUUCAUCGAACGUGCUGCCAGGAGUGUCAACCCUCCUCUGAAGGCGAAUUGGUCGGGUGCUGUUCAUCUGAUGAAUAUCUACUGUGGUGGAAGGCAGAUGAAUGCGAGACUCUUCCACGAUGUCUUCGAGAACGGUGAGGAUGGUGAGGCGAAGGCCACCUGCUGCGAGUUCGUGGCGCGGGGAAUGCGAAAUUCGCUCAACUACAUCAACUGCUGCUGA